This is a messenger RNA of Zea mays, 4524 nucleotides long. RefSeq names its product splicing factor PWI domain-containing protein. The transcript is spliced from 13 exons. The record is from RefSeq and is a predicted model, not a curated record. Gene Ontology annotation, biological process: regulation of mRNA splicing, via spliceosome. Gene Ontology annotation, cellular component: spliceosomal complex. Bases 254 to 2959 code for a protein of 901 amino acids. Gene Ontology annotation, molecular function: RNA binding. NCBI's taxonomy places the organism in Eukaryota, Viridiplantae, Streptophyta, Magnoliopsida, Poales, Poaceae.
AACGGCAAACGGGCUAGGAACUGGAAAAGCCCAGGCCUUGGCCCACGUAGAGGAAGCCUGCCUAAUAGACCCCCACGUCCUCACGUAGUCUCGUGCUGGCCCCUGUAUCACCCCACCUCGUCUCGUCGCCUACCCUCCCAACCCGCAUUCGCGGCGCGGGCGCCUUGGAACCCUAGUCACCCGCGCCCCCCCUCCACUGUCCACUCAACCCCCGUCCCCUCCCUCGGCGGCGGCGGCAUCGGCGUCAACCAAGAUGUCGGGCGGCUUCUUCCGGGGGACGUCCGCUGACCAGGACACGCGCUUCUCGAAUAAGCAAGCCAAGCUGCUCAAGACGCAAAAGUUCGCGCCCGAGCUUGACCAUCUGGUGGAUACGUCAAAGGUAAAGAUGGACGUGAUGAAGCCCUGGAUUGCUAAGCGGGUCACUGAGCUCCUUGGGUUCGAGGACGAAGUUCUCAUCAACUUCAUUUAUGGCCUCCUCGAGGAGAAGGAAGCCGAUGGAAAGAAGAUUCAGAUCCAGCUGACAGGGUUCAUGGAGAAGAACACAGUGAAGUUCAUGAGGGAGCUCUGGACCCUCCUUCUCAGUGCACAGCAGAAUGCCAGUGGGGUGCCUCAACAGUUUCUGGAUGAAAAAGAGGCUGAGAUACAGCAGAAAAAGGCAGAGGAUGAUAGGAUUGCACAGGAGAUUCAAAAGAAGCGAGAGAUGGAGGAAAAUGAUUCAGAACUGGUAAAGAACAAAGUGAUGGAUGGGGAUGCUGGUAACUCAAGAUCCUAUGGCGAUCCAGUUGGCUCUGCUUUAAAUAGUACAAAUUUCAAUACCGAGGAAGAAAAGAACAAUGAUUUCAAGCGUAGCUUAAGAGCAAAGAACAGGGGAAGUCGCAGAUCCAGGAGCAUAUCUUUGUCGCCACGUGCUAGGCAAAGAUCCAUCUCUCCUAGAAAUAAUUCUCGUUCUCCUCCUAGGCGUUCCCACUCUAUUGAUAGACACCAUAGAUCAUCAUGGCGUUCAACUUCACCUAGACGUUCUAUUUCUCCCCGAAGGCAUUCUCCAAGAAGUACCCCUUCAAUUUCUAGAAGGAGAUCACCUUACUCAAGGAGAGGGUCGCCUUCCUUGUCAAGAUAUCCAUCCCCAUUUACACGCCGGAGAUCUCCUCUUCGCAGAAAAUCACCAUCAUCUGGGCCACUAAGGUCACUUUCUCCUCGCCAUCGCCGCUCACCAGCUCGUGUACCAAGGAGGUCACCAUCUCCUGCAAGUCGAAGGUCUCCUGUUCGACGCAGAUUCUCACCAGGUAGACGUACAUCUCCAUCUCCAGUAAGGCGCAGGCCAAGGUCUCCAUCACCUGGGAGGCGUAGGCCAAGGUCUCCAUCACCUGGGAGGCGUAGGCCAAGGUCCCCAUCCCCAAGAAGGCGUAGGCCAAGGUCCCCAUCCCCAGGAAGGCGCAGGCCACGGUCCCCAUCCCCAGGAAGGCGCAGGCUACGGUCCCCAUCUCCAGGAAGGCGCAGGCCACGGUCCCCAUCCCCAGGAAGGCGCAGGCCACGGUCCCCAUCCCCAGGAAGGCGCAGGCCACGGUCCCCAUCCCCAGGAAGACGCAGACCACGAUCCCCAUCGCCUGGAAGGCGCAGGCCAUGGUCUCGGUCUCCAAUAAGACGUCAGUCCCCAUCUCCAAAACGCCAGAGGACAUCACCAAGUUCACCGAAGACUCGUUCUGCAAAUCGACCUUUAUCGCCAGAGGGAAGGAGGAGUACCAGUCCGUACAAUAGCAGGAGUCCUAAUCGCUCUCGCCAGAGUUUAAGUAAAGAUACUGAGAAAGAAACAAAUGGCACCCCUUCCGUUAAGGACAGAGUUGUGCACUCAAGGGGGCAAGAACAAAAAUCAGAUGAUAAUAAUAGGGAUGGUGCAAGGAUUGUUGGCAAUAAUUCCCCAGAUUCUGAGCAUAGAUUGUCAAAGUCCUUGAGGCCUCCUAACUAUGAAGAAAGGAAUUCCACACGUGACAGUUCUUACAAGAACUCAGACAAACCUAUACCUAGUCAGGGCAGCACAGAUACAAGUGGAGAUGAGGAACACAGUCGUGCUAGAGAAAAUGCCCGGAAAGCAAAUUCAUGUCGUAGGAAAACAAAGGAUCUCUCGGCAGGUCUGCAACCUAAGAAAAUCAGUGCUGGUGACUCAAGCCCCAGAGACAAAUCUCCAUUCAUUUUACAACAGAGUGGCAAGGUCGUCCAAAAGAAACACCCCGAUCAAUUGUCAGAAUCAUCAGAAGAUGAGCUUGCUGGUAGAAGAACAAAGCAUCAAACUGAUUCACCUGAUGAUUCUCGUCGAAAACAGCAUUCCCCGACUAGAAUUGAAAAUGAUGAGUCUUAUUCAAAGGGUGGUAGAAACAGUGAGCAUGUCAUGAGAGGUUUGCGUGAUGAUUCUGAUGAUGCUAUUGAUACAAAGAAAUAUUUGUCUAAAGUCAAUGAGGACUCCCAAUCGGACGAUGGAAGUCCUUUGAAAAAAACUAAGAAAAAAACAGAUGGUAAUAGGCACAUUGAUUCUGGUAGUUCAGGGUCUGAAGAGCCUGACAAACAUAGAACCCACUCGGAGAAGCGAAGGCACAAGAAAACUCAUAAGCAUAAGAAACAGUAUGAUGAUAGUUCCGAGUCUGAUUCUGAGCCAGAUGGCAAAGACGCAAAGAGGAGGAGGAGGAAGGAAGAGAAGAGGCUAAGAAAAGAGGAAAGACGUCGAAGACGUGAAGAACGACACCGCAGAAGGGCAGAACGCCAUGCCAGCAAACGAAAAUUAAAGAACACCGAUACUGUUACAAUGCCUUCAGACUCUGAGAAGGAUCGGGAUUCUGAUUCAGAUGGUGAUGUUAGGAAAAGAGUUUCAAACGCUGGAAGAGAAGAGUCUGAUCAGAAGAAACUAGAAAUUGAACUCCGUGAGAAGGCCCUUGAAUCUCUUAGAGCAAAGAAAGCCAUCAACAACUAGACUGAGAAUUUUUUUGUGACACAUUUGAGUUUCUAUUUUCAAGUGGAAGUGUCCUUAUAUGAUACUAUUUAAUGUUCUGUGUGUUUAUGUGGCAGUUGAUCUGAUGAUUCCUGAGCUGUUUACUUGAUGCAGCUGAAUUCAGGCUUAGCAGCCAGUUAUCUGAUUAGCUCCAUGUGCACAAGCUUUUUAUGUUCCUCAGGAUGAUAUGAUCAACGCCUCAACAAAAACAAGUUGGUAACAUAUUGAUUGGAAAAUCUGCUAAAGCAUUCCUUCUUAGUUUCAGGUUUGUGCAGCAGUCAAUAUUAUCUGAUUAAUAGGUUCUCAUAUCAGAAAACAAUUUCAGGCACUCGAUAAUUUACGAUGCCUAGGGGGCUAGACUGAUAUUAAUCAUUACUUUCAGUAACUUAUUUAUGAUAUUGACUGAAGAAAAAGAAAUCCUGUGCCACCUUCUUUCACAUAUGGAAUCAGCAAACCAGCUGGUGAUUUGAGAUACAAUUAAUAUUUGCAGAAAUCAUCUUCCACCUAGGAUGAAAUGCACACAGUUUGUAACAUCAAAGGACUUUAAUGGACUCCAGGUUUAGUUCACAAACUUAUAGUGUGUUUGGUGUGAGGAAUGAAGUAAUCCAUCUUCUUCUCACUCCUCACUUUUUUAUUUGGUUUGUGGAAUAGAAUGGGUUGAUCCAUCACCACCCCAUUCCUCAUAAGCUAAUAAUUAGUAUAUACAUGAGGAGUGGGUUGAUUCCACCAAAAUUGAUGAAAUGAACUUAUGAUGCAUCACCUCAUGAAGCAUAGAGUGACUCCACAAACCAAACACACCAUUAGGCUAUUACUUGCAGUUCCAAUGAUACUCUGACCAGUGUUAGAAGGAAAAGAAGCAUUAGGCUAUUACUACAUGUAUACAUGUUGAUACAAUCAUGCAUCAGGUAGACCAUGUAUAGUGACUAGACAUGGUAGGGUGGGGUGGUGUCGUGGUGAAGCCAUCAGCCCAUCACUGCCGACUGGAGCUUUAAGGGGUAGAGGAAUCAUGCUUUUAUUUGCUCAUUCUGUCUGGGUCACUGAUGUUCAGGAUUAAGACCAAUUUCAUUCUUGGUGUUGGGUAUAGGUGUGAUGCACACUUGUUUCCUUCACUAUGAUGUUUGGGAUGUAGCAUCCUACUGACACGCACGUUUAUACUAGGUUUCGCAUAGACUUGCAUAUCUAAGUAAUUUUGUGGUGCUGUGACCUACUGACCUUUUAUCUUGGGUUGUGUGGAGAAAAUGUCGAGUUGCUUUGGUUAGCUGUGGUUAGUCUUUUCCAGAUUGCUGUUUAUUGUUAUCUAAAUUCAGUUUAUGUAGUAAAAUUUCAUCAGGCGCUGGAAAUUUCUGGUGUGAUGUCACGUUAACUCGCUGGGUGGUGUUCUAACCAGAAUUUGGAACUGAGUCUGAAUGACAAAGUUGUGCUGAAUCCAGCUGUUUUUUUGUACAAGUUCCAUGUUAUCUGUUUAACAAGUUUCUAUGUAUUUACAUUUUACAUCACUCUAUGGACGCCAACUGUUUCUCUUUAACUUAUAUAUUGGCAUUCGCUAA